Molecule: messenger RNA, 3039 nt
Organism: Erinaceus europaeus (western European hedgehog)
Lineage: Eukaryota; Metazoa; Chordata; Mammalia; Eulipotyphla; Erinaceidae
Gene: ADAM28
Product: ADAM metallopeptidase domain 28
Exons: 24
Coding region: 51-2453 (800 amino acids)
Biological process (GO): proteolysis
Cellular component (GO): plasma membrane
Molecular function (GO): metalloendopeptidase activity
Source: RefSeq, a predicted model, not a curated record
GACUGAGCAGUCAGAGAAGAGCAGGCACCAGGCUCCUGGGAUCCCUCAGCAUGUUGCCAAGGCUUCUUUUCAUGGCCACUCUUCUUCUUUCUCCAGUUGCAGUGAAUUCUAUCAAGGAUCACUCUGGACUAAAAUAUGAAGUGGUGUAUCCCCAAAGACUUCAUCCACUGCACAAAAGAGAGGUCAAUGAGAACGACCAACAGGACAAAUUUGAAACUGAACUGAAGUAUAAAAUGACAGUUAAUGGAAAAGUUGCAGUACUUUAUUUGAAAAAAAGCAAAGAUCUCCUUGCACCAGGUUACACGGAGACACAUUAUAAUUCUACUGGAAAAGAGGUUACCACAAGCCCACAGAUCAUGGAUGACUGUUACUACCAAGGACACAUCAUUGAUGAAAAUGUUUCUGAUGCUAGCAUCAGCACAUGUAAGGGUCUAAGGGGCUACUUCAGUCAAGGAGAUCAAAGGUAUUUCAUUGAACCUUUGGGCCCCACAGAUGAGGAUGAACAGAUGCAUGCACUUUACCAACAUGACCCCAAUGAAAAGACCAACAGCACCUGUGGGACUGAUGACGUACUCUGGGCACAUGGAUCUCAGCAGAAUGUGCUUCCACCUAUCAUCAGUCUGGUUAAAUCAAACAAUCACAACCAGAAGGCUCAAGAGCGUAAGAAAUAUAUAGAAUAUUACUUGGUCCUGGAUAAUGGUGAGUUUAAAAAGUACAAGCAAGAUCCAAAGGAAAUAAGAAAGAGGGUGUUUGAGAUGACCAAUUAUGUCAACAUGCUCUAUAAAAAGUUGAAUACUCAUGUGGCUUUAGUUGGAAUGGAAAUUUGGAAUGAUGCUGAUAAAAUAAAGAUAAGCCCGAAUGCAAGUGUCACCUUGGACAAUUUUUCUAAAUGGAGGGGCAGUGUUCUCCCGAGAAGAAAGCGUCAUGAUAUUGCUCAGUUAAUCACGGCAACUAAACUUUCAGGAACGACUGUGGGCCUUGCCUUCAUAUCUACAAUGUGCUCUCCUUAUCACUCUGUUGGCAUUGUGCAGGACCACAGUGACAAUGUGCUUAGGGUUGCAGGGACCAUGGCCCAUGAAAUGGGUCAUAACUUUGGAAUGAGUCAUGACUCCUAUCUUUGCAAGUGCCCUUCUACAAUAUGUGUUAUGGACAAAGCACUAAGCUUCUAUAUACCUACGGACUUUAGUUCCUGCAGCCGUGGCAGCUAUGACAAAUUCUUUGAAGAUAAAUUAUCAAAUUGCAUCUUUAAUGUCCCAUUGCCUACAGAUAUCAUAUCCUCUCCAAUCUGUGGGAACCAAUUGGUGGAGAUGGGAGAAGACUGUGACUGUGGGACCCCAGAGGAAUGUACCAAUAUUUGCUGUGAUGCUAAAACAUGUAAAAUCAAAUCCCGCUUUCAAUGUGCAUUGGGGGAAUGCUGUGAAAAAUGCCAGUUUAAAAAACCUGGCACUGUGUGCAGAGCAGCAAAAGAUGAGUGUGACCUUCCAGAAAUGUGUGAUGGAAAAUCUAGUAUUUGUCCUGAAGACAGAUUCCGAGUCAAUGGCUUUCCGUGUCAAAAUGGGAAAGGCUACUGCUUAAUGGGGACGUGCCCUACACUGCAGGAACAGUGCACAGAGCUGUGGGGAUCAGCAUCGCAGGUUGCUAAUAAGGCAUGUUACAGCAAGAAUGAAGGUGGGUCAAAGUAUGGGUACUGUCGCAGAGUGGAUGACAUACGCAUUCCCUGCAAAGCUAACGAUGUUAUGUGUGGGAAGUUGUUCUGUCAAGGAGGGUCAAAUUAUUUGCCCUGGAAUGGACGAAUAGUAACUUUCCAGACAUGUAGAACAUUUGAUCCUGAAGACCCCAGGCUAGAAGUAGACAUGGUUGCCAAUGGGACUAAGUGUGGAAACAAGAAGGUUUGCAUCAAUGCUGAAUGUGUGGAUAUUGAGAGAGCUUACAAAUCGACCAAUUGUUCAUCCAAGUGUAAAGGCCAUGCUGUGUGUGACCAUGAGCUCCAGUGUCAGUGUCAAGAAGGAUGGGCUCCUCCUGACUGUGAUGAUGCCUCAGUGGUUUUCAACUUCUCCAUUGUGGUUGGAGUGCUGUUCCCUGUAGCUGUCAUAUUUGUGGUGGUUGCUAUAGUAAUCCGGCACAAAAGCACCAGAGGAAAACAGAAGAAAGUCCAAAAGUCACUAGCUACCAUUAAUGGUAGGCCUCACCAACAAAAGAGGAAGCCUCAGACUGUGAAGGCUGUUCAGUCUCAAGAGAUGAAUCAGAUAAAGGUGCCUGUACCUGAUUUACCAGUAGAAUGUAGAGAACCUCCAGCUGCUUUUCUAAUGACAAAGCCUGAUUUUCCACCACCACCAAUUCCUACGACCGUGUCAUCUUCCUCAUUCCUUCAUAAAGACACAAAAGUACUUCCCUCUACUGUUUUCAAGAGUAAGUCCGUGUCUACGCCUAAGGGCUCAAAUCCAAAAGUCUGAAGCAACAACUAAGGAAGUAUCGGUGAAUGAAUCUAGAUGAAAAUAUAGACAAUCUGGAUGGAAGAGAAAUAUACUUUCCAAUUACUGUUUACUCUCAAUAACCUGAGAGGUUAACAAUUCUUGAUCCAUAUUAUACUUUGAGGAGGUCCUAUAAAAUUUUUUCCAUGAAAGACAAGCUCUUGAGGAAAUUUGCGUGAAUGAAAAUGACUGGUCUCCAUCCCUGUGACAAGGAAGGUGACUAACAUAACAACUCUGAAGCUGAAAUUCUCUAUGUGACUUUCCUAUUAUCUUUUUUUUUACUUUGAUAAAAAAUUAUUUCUUUAAAUACUUUGAAAACUGAUUUUCUCAUUUGGUUGAAAUUGAUUCAUCCUUUAAUGAAAACAAAAGAAGAACUAAAAAAUCUACAUGUUUAGGGAGUCGGGCUGUAGCGCAGCGGGUUAAGCGCAGGUGACGCAAAGCACAAGGACCGGCAUAAGGAUCCCGGUUCGAACCCCGGCUCCCCACCUGCAGGGGAGUCGCUUCACAGGCGGUGAAGCAGGUCUGCAGGUGUCUAUCUUCCUCUCUGUCUUCCCCUCUUCUCUCCAUU